CCUUCUCCUCCAUCCACAGUCGUCGCCCGACGGACGGUUUCGGUUCGAACAGAAUCCGGUUAGAUUUGAUCUGUAACAAUCGGUUCGAAAACCGGCGACCGGCGGUUUGAACCGGAGGUUCCGAUCCAGAUGGGCGUUCAGUGAUGAUAAACCCUACUCUGCCCAAAUUCACAUUACGAUGGCCAUGGCUGCUACUCCUCUCUUCAACCUUCCAACACGUUUAUCUUUCACCGAAAAAUCUGCUGCGAUUUCACUCUCUCCGCGUAUGCAAUACCGUUCCAUGCGUCCCCGCUCCUCCUCUUCGUCGUCCAACAAUCAACCUCUGUCGUCGGAGCAAGCGGUUUUCGAAGCGGUUGCCAAUUUCGAUCUUAAUGAAAAAACUUUGCCGGCCGUGAGGACGUUCGAGAAUGAUUUGGCCAGGCUAACAGUAGUGGGUGCUGUCGACUUCCAGCAGGCUCUUACUGCCGCUGCUGCAGACGGCGGAGAAGCCGCCGAUGAGCAUAUAUCUUCUGGACUCACUGCCAUGGUUGUGGAAACUGUACAUCCUGGCCAAUAUGAGGAUUGUAGCACUAUUUCAACACGAUUGUUUUUACCUGUUAGGAAAGUGAAAGAGAAGGCUAUAAAGUUUAACAAAUCACUGAAAAAGGGAGUCUUGGAUGGAACUAUGUCAAAAAAUAUACUUGCCAUGACUUUCAGACAAGUGGUUUUGCAACAUCUUUGGAGUCUUGACCUGACACUUUUUAGUCUUGGAACCGAAAGAAAUAUGGAUGAUCUUGAAAAUCCGAGAGAGGUACCUGUAUUGUUGAACUUCAGCUCAUCGGAUGAAAGGAUAAUUUCUGCAGUGGCAGAGGUUGUAUGCACUGCUGCUCUUGAAAGCACUAAAAGAAAUUUCUUUCAUGAGUCGUCUAUGAACAUGGCAAAUAGGCUCUUUAGUUUGUCUAAAAGGCACAAACAUAUCUCAUCCAGAGAUUCCUCAGUUGUGCUGUAUAAUCUUCUUGACCAUGAGAUUAUUGCUAAUGCUAGGACACUGCUAAAAAAGUUUUCCUCAGAAAGAGGGAAAGUUAAACUCAGGAAAAGAAAAUUGAAGAACAGUUGGUGGACAUCGUCUACAUUCUUGAGAUUGCAAAAAAUUGGUGGCCCGGAGUUUUGUUCUUGGAUAAGUGAAUGGGUACCUUCAUACCUGUUAGAAAUUGAUGCUAAUAAGCUCAGUGGUGUGAAGUUUGAAGGGUGGAAGAGAACUAAAGAAAAUAGAUGGGAAAUUGUUCUAACACAUUCCCAAAUGGUUGGAUUGGCUGACAUUCUGGAUAUGUACUAUGAGGAUUCUUUCACGCUGCCUAGCAAGACACUGUCAUGUUACGCUAUGACAAAAUUAUCCAACCUGACCAUGAAUAAGGGCCCUUCUUUGUUAAAGAUGUUUGCAACUAUACUUGUGAGUGGUAUUUUGCUAGUGACAAUUAGUCUUCUGAGUAAACUUCUCCCACAUUUGCCUAUUGGAAAGAAACAUAUUCAGGAGAACACCAAGCAACUAUCAUCUGAGAUGAGCUGUACUCCCCUAGACUCCGUGGAUCCCUACGAGCUGGAUGCAUGCUGCGUUGCAAUAAUUCAGAAAUUGAAGGAUUCUUAUGGUUGGCCGGGAGAAAUAUUGAAAGACUCUGGUGCCUGCGCAUGGAUCGGUGAACUUCCCAAAUUUCUGAGGAAAGUAGAUGAUGACGUUUUAUCAAAUUUACCUCCGGGAACAAGUUCUGAAGAGACGAAAGCCUUGGAAGAUAUUGCAAGUUAUCAGGUGGUGGUGUCGACUGACUGGAAAAUCAUCGGAUUUCAACCAACCAAUCGCAUUGCAGUUAAUAAUUGGGCAUCAAAUCCAUUGGCUAGAGAACUAUAUGGCAGAAAGAAUCUUUCUCCUGGGUUGAUAGAACCUCGUCUCAUCGUCAGGCAUCCAGGUGGAGGAGCAAUAGUAGCUUUGGAGCUUUUGAUGUCUUCAAAUCCCAAUUCCUGCUUUGCUUUAGUUAGGUCUAUUGAUUUUAGCUGAAAUUUUGUAAGAUUGUUUUUAUCAGCAGUAACACAUGUCGGCUAUUUAUAUACUUAUUUAUAAUAAUUUAACUUUUAUUUA
This is a messenger RNA of Andrographis paniculata, 2110 nucleotides long. RefSeq lists its product as uncharacterized. The transcript has 8 exons. Lineage: Eukaryota; Viridiplantae; Streptophyta; Magnoliopsida; Lamiales; Acanthaceae. The coding region runs from base 179 to 2029 and encodes 616 amino acids. The record is from RefSeq and is a predicted model, not a curated record.